CAAAACCCAAAACCCUCUCUCUCUCUCUCUCUCUCUCUCUCUCGGUGCGUGUAACUGGCCGUCAUCCUCGCUCGUCCCCGUCGACCUCCACCGCGAUUCGGAGCCGUCCGUUCCGCCGCCAUCCGCCAUUCGGCGACCGCUGAAGAACAGCGAGCGAGAUGAUCAAGCGCCGCUUCUUCAAGGUCGACCACGACGACAACGACGGCGGCUCCGACUCUUCCUCGUCGGAUUCGGAGCCGGAGCUCCAGCCGGAAGUCGCGGGAGAAUCGGACGGCGACGACGGCGACGAUGAGGAGGAUGUGGGAGAAGCGGAAGCGAAGGUCGAUCCUGAAUCUCCCUCCUCCUCAUCCGGAUAUGAGAGCGAGGAUAGCUCUGUCAAUGAGGUCGGUGCCGACUCGUCAGGGUUGUCAGUAAAUGAAGAAGAUGACGAAAGUGGAACUCAUUUGCCACUAAUCAAUGACACUCAGCUGUCUUCUAGAGGACGUGAGGAUAGUACAGAUCCAAAGGGAGAGACCCUGGAUGAAAAGGAUCCAAUACCUGCUGAUGCUCUAGAAUAUAUCUUGUGUUCCAAGUCUGUUUACAAGUGCAGGAUAUGCCCAAGAGUUGUCUGUCUGAAGGAAGAAACUUUGAAAACCCAUCUUAAAUCCCAGAAGCAUGCUCGAUCUGAAAAAUUGCUUAAAGAAGGUCGGCUAAAAGCAAUGCUCAACAGUGAUGGGGAAAUUGAGCAUCAGGAGACAGCUGCAGAGAUGCAUGCCCGGGUUGUAGCUAUGGCACAGAAUCUCGGCAAAAGGAAAAACAAAGGGCGCCAGAGGCAGAGAUCGAGGAAAAAGAAAAUGGCGGAUGACUCCAACCUUGGAAAUGCAAGGGAGCCAACCAAAUCUCCUGCCAAGAAACAGCGAAAGAAAUGAGGAAAUUGAGUAUAGAU
Eucalyptus grandis is the source of this 925-nucleotide messenger RNA. RefSeq lists its product as uncharacterized. The transcript is spliced from 7 exons. The record is from RefSeq and is a predicted model, not a curated record. Bases 159 to 908 code for a protein of 249 amino acids. NCBI's taxonomy places the organism in Eukaryota, Viridiplantae, Streptophyta, Magnoliopsida, Myrtales, Myrtaceae.